Erpetoichthys calabaricus (reedfish) is the source of this 1561-nucleotide messenger RNA. RefSeq names its product opsin 6, group member b (gene opn6b). Gene Ontology annotation, molecular function: G protein-coupled receptor activity. NCBI's taxonomy places the organism in Eukaryota, Metazoa, Chordata, Cladistia, Polypteriformes, Polypteridae. The transcript has 6 exons. The record is from RefSeq and is a predicted model, not a curated record. Gene Ontology annotation, cellular component: membrane. Gene Ontology annotation, biological process: G protein-coupled receptor signaling pathway. The coding region runs from base 60 to 1205 and encodes 381 amino acids.
GGACAAAACGAGGUGCGUGAAAGGACGCGAGCCCACGCGCCGACCAGCAGAGCGACACGAUGGACAAGGUGCUGAUGGACAGCUCCGCUCAGCGGCUGCACAACGGCUCCAUGUCGGUGGUCUCCGAGCGCGGGGAGACCGCGGUCGGCGUUUACCUGCUCAUCCUGGGCUGCCUCUCAUGGGCUGGAAACAGCGUGGUCAUCGUCCUUCUCUUCAGACAAAGGCACUCGCUUGAACCCCACGACUACCUGACCUUCAACUUGGCCAUCUCCGACAUCAGCAUCUCCGUGUUCGGCUACUCCAGGGGGAUACUGGAGGUGUUCAACGUCCUGAGGGACAAUGGCUACCUCAUCACGGCCAUCUGGACCUGCCAGAUGGACGGAUUCCUAAUCCUGCUCUUUGGACUCCUCAGCAUCAACACUUUGACAGCCAUCAGCGUCAUCCGAUACAUCAAAGGAUGCCAGCCUCACCAAGCUUAUAGAGUUGACACGCGCAGCGUGGCCCUGAUUUUAGGGCUGCUCUGGCUGACGGCUCUUUUCUGGGCAGGAUCGCCGCUUGUUGGAUGGGGCAGCUACACAGGCCGCAAGUACGGGACUUGUGAGAUCGACUGGAUGAAGGCGACCUUCUCCCGGGCCUACAGGUCCUACGUGGUUGGCAUCUUUUUCUUCAACUUCUUCCUUCCCGUCUCCAUUAUGGUCUUCUCGUAUGUGUCCAUCAUCCGAACCGUCCGCUCGAGCCACAAGUCAAGCCGGGGAGGCGAGGUGACGGAGCGUCAGCGGAGGAUCGAACACAACCUCACACGGGUGUCCUUUGUCAUCUGCGUCGCCUUUCUCUUGGCCUGGUCACCUUAUGCCGUCAUUUCCAUGUGGUCCGCCUGUGGACUUCAGGUGCCCCCACUCACCAGUGUCGUGGCCAGCCUGUUCGCCAAGACUGCCAGCUUCUACAACCCCUUCAUCUACAUGGGCAUGAGCUCGAAAUUCAGGAAUGACCUGCGCAAGCUCAUCCAUUGUGUGGGCCGGAAAAGCCAGCGAGGGGCACUGCCACCACCUGCCAUCUAUAGCACAGCAGAAGAGCCCCAGCCAGCCCAUGACAUGCCACCUACUGGGGUCCACGAUGGUGUGGACCCUUCAGAGAAGGGCAGGAGGCCAUCGAGGACCACUAGCUUGGUCAUCCAGCAUCAUGCCAGCCAAUCAGGCCGCCUCUGAUCCACUGGAGCGGGAAUGCCAGGCUGGACUAAGUGAAGGUGGGCCAUCACCGGGGUCCCUGACAACGAGGAGUCUGAAAAUGAAGCAAGCAGGGUGGAAAUUUUGGAAGUUUUUUUAAUUUUGUGAACAGCUUCUCUCCAGUCUUUCUCUUCGGGUGCUUUUUUACGUUUGUGUUUUGCGGGUUUGCACAUUGCAGCGUGUUCUAUAAAUAUAAAGCAUCAAGUGUCGAUGAUUUGGGUAUAAAGUUCUCAGCCUUCAUCCACCUUCUCUUCUCACAUUUGGGAGUAAUGAAUGGCGCAGAGAGAUAAGCAGAGGGCACAAAGCAGAACUCCACCCACCAGGGGGCGCCAGUCAUC